AGAGCCUCCAGCAAGCAGCAGCUGGAAACGGGGAAGAGGGAGCAGACAGGAAGCGGGAGGCCAGCUGUACACCCAGGAAAAUAGAACUUCUACCCUGAGAGGAGUCAAAGAGGAGGCAGAACUAUGGCAGGAAAGUUCCGGAAGUCCCAUAUCCCUGGGGUGAGCAUCUGGCAGCUGGUGGAGGAGAUCCCUGAAGGCUGCAGCACGCCGGACUUUGAGCAGAAGCCCGUCACCUUGGCUCUGCCAGAGGGGAAAAAUGCUAUCUUUCGGGCUGUGGUCUGUGGGGAGCCCAGGCCCGAGGUGCAUUGGCAGAACUCCAAAGGUGACCUCAGUGACUCCAGCAAGUACAAGAUCUCCUCCAGCCCUGGCAGCAAGGAGCAUGUGCUGCAGAUCAACAAGCUGACAGGUGAGGACACGGAUCUGUACCGCUGCACAGCAGUAAAUAUGUACGGAGAGGCCACGUGCUCAGCGAGACUCACCGUCAUUGAAGUUGGCUUUCGGAAGAAUCGGAAGAGACACAAGGAACCACAGGAAGACCUCAGGAAGGAGCUGAUGGACUUCCGGAAGUUGCUGAAAAAGAGGGCCCCACCAGCCCCUGAGAAAAAGAUAGACCUUGAGCAGGUAUGGCAGCUGCUGAUGACGGCAGACAGGAAGGACUACGAACAGAUCUGCAUGAAGUACGGCAUCGUCGACUACCGUGGCAUGCUGCGCAAGCUACAGGAGAUGAAGAAGGAGCAGGAGGACAAGAUGGCACAGUACAUCAACGCCAUCUCCAGCUUAAGACACAUCAGGGUCACCAAGGAUGGGAUUGCAAAGUUUGACCUGGAGCUGGAUCUCAAGGAUUCUCAGAGCAAGAUUUACCUGUAUAAGGAUGGUGAGAUGAUCCCCUAUGGCUUCAACAACCAGACCAAGCACUGUCUGCGCCGGCUGGGAAAGCGUUAUGAGUUCCAGAUCCAAGACUUGAGGCCUGAGGACUCUGGCAUUUACCAGGUCAAGGUGGAGGAUGCUGUGGUCUUCUCCACAGAACUGGAGGCCAGUGCCAUACCCCCAAGAGUGGUGGUCCCACUGGCGGAGACCCACUGUGAGGAGCACGGUGACGCAGUCUUCGAAUGUACCUUCUCCAGCCCCUGCCCUAGUGCAGCCUGGCAUUUCCGGCACCGGCUACUCCACCCCAGUGACAAAUAUGAAGUGUUUGUGUCCCCCGACGGGCUGACCCACCGGCUGGUGGUGAGGGGCGCCCGUUUCUCAGACAUGGGCCCCUACUCGCUGGGCACUGGGCUCUACACUUCCAGCGCCUGGCUGGUGGUUGAAGCUGGGAAGGAUAAAGACCUUCAGUCCACAAGUGCUGACCACCAGCUACAGAGGCAAGGAGCCCAGGCCUCAGGAGCAGAAGAGUCUGGGAGCAUCAACAGCCAGGGAGAGAAAUUCAGAGAGCAGGACCCCAGUGGGGGCUCCCUUGGGGGGGCAGGGAUGGCUUCUGGGUUCCAGCACAUAGCCAGCCCAGACAGGGAUGGCCUUGGCAGACAUGGCUACUCCUUGAUGGAGGACAAGGGGGCAGCUGACUCAGCCUGGGGCCCUGGACAGGAAGGCGAAGGCUUUCUAGAAGCAGAGGGAAGCGGAGUCACUCUUUCCAGGGAAAGUCAAUCUGGCAGAGAGGGAGGCUGGGCUGAAAGCCUUGCAGAGAGGCCCUAUCUACAGGGAGAGAGCUCAGAAUCAGGGUUGGGCCUCCCAGAAAAACGACAGCAAGAUCGUGGCAGAGACAGCAAUGGUGAUGAAUGCUGGAGGACAGCAGGAGGCUGGGAGGCUGGGUCCAGUCCGCUUCAGGCUGGAGGACGGGGGAGCAGCAGGGAAGGAAAGGAGCACAGAGGGGAUAGUGGAAGACAACUGGAUAGGCACGCCCCGGAGCAACUGUGGGAUGCUCAACUGAGACCUGGGAGAGGAAAGAGUGACAUGCAGGGCUACGAGUCUGAUUCUGUAGGGUCCUGGCCAAGAGGAAAGCAGAUAAAGAUUUCACAGGGUGACAGCUUGGCUGAGAUGGACAGAGGGGAUGCUCCAAGUAGGGAAAGAAGGAGAGGAGUAGUAGUGUGGGGUAGUGGGACUGGCCUGGGAGAAGCUGGAGACAGCAAUGGGGCGGGAGGUCCUGGCACCCUGGAGUUUACUGGAGGAAGAGGUUCUGGCUCCAAGGCAGGUAUGGGCCCUGAAUCCUGGGAUUCUCAGGGAGGUAGAGAUACUGACUAUGGGGAAGCCUGGGGCUACUGGGAGUCAGGAGAGUUUCUAGGACAGACACUUGGAGGCAAGGACUUCCAGGAACCAUCAAUAUCAGGUGGUAGAAAAUUCCUUCUGGGAGAUGGGAGUCCUGAGAUCAAAGCUGAAGACUCACGGCAGGAGGCAGAUGGUCUGUGCAGGGGGGAAUCUGUAGUUGGAGGAAGUGUCUACAAAACUGGCCCUGGAGGCCCAGGAGACCCCAGAGGCUGCGAAGGUGGCCUACAGAAGCUCAGGGGAAGGGAUGACCAGGAAACAGCUUGGGCCUCAGGUGAGAUAGGGGAUGACCCCAGAAGCUUCCAGUCUUCCCAGGAGUGGACAGCAGGUCACAGAGCAGCAGGGGGUGUUGGCAGAAUAGAAUCUAAGGGCACAAGUCCUUGGGAUGACACACCAUCUAGCCUCAGAAAAACUGGAGCCCACUAUGGGUCUAGAGUGCUGGGACCCAGUGGAGGGCAAGAGGGUAUGGGUGGUACCCAGGUGGCUGGACUGACAGAGUCUGGUCAGGGGGUGGAUGCCAGAAGCUGUGGGCUAAGUAGGUCUCCAGGCCUGGGUGCUCAGGGAUCUGGGGGGAUACUGGGAGAUACAGAAGGAUUAAGAGGUCCUGGGUCAAUAGGGUCUGAACCAGAUUUCUGGAAUGGGUCAGGGAGCUCCAGAGUAAAAGGACCCAGAGGCUAUAAGGAUGACUUGGAAGGUCCUGGGAGAAUGGAAUCUAGGUACGAGGGUGGCUUAGGAUAUUCUAGGGGAAUAGGCCCUAAAAGCGGGGCUGGUUACAGCUAUGGCUCAGGGGUUCCAGGAGAAAUGGGGUCUGGCCAUGGUGCUGGUUGUAGAGUUUCCCCUAGGGCACCUGCGGGAAUGGAGUCUGAGGAAGGGGGUGCAUACAGGAAUGGCUCUGGGGUGCCUGGGGGAGUGUGGUCAGGAAACAAAGAAUCUGGCCCUGCAGGAGGAGGGUCUGGGAGAAUUGCCAGUCUUAAGAAUGGCUCAGGUGGUCCUGAUGGAGCACCCGUGGAUGACAUCAGGAAUUGGGCCUCUGCACGCCAGGGCGGCAUGGGACCUAGGGGAGGGCGCCAUUCAGAUGGCAGCCUAGGGAGUCCUGAGAUGACGGGGUCUGUGGGUAGAGGUGGUCUCAAGGCCCCUGGAGUAGUGGAGACUGUUGGGAUGGGAUGUGUGGAAGCAGAACCAGAGAGCUCUGGAAGAAUAAGGCCUUGGAGUCAGACUGGCUUCAGAGCCUCAGAGGCCCUGGAGGCCUUUGGAGAAGGAGGCUAUAAAGAUGGCUCUGGGGGUCCAGAAGCCAUGGAACCAGGGUCUCUGAGGGCAGGGAGCAAAGUGGGUGAGGGGGAUGGGACAAGAUGCCCUGGUGCUAGGGCCUCUGGAGCUGGAGCUGAUUACAGGAAUGAUACCAGGCACCCUGAGGCACUUGCACCUCACACUGGGGCUGCUUCUGAGAGCCAGUGGGCUUAUGGGGCUGGCAAUGUGCUGGGUUAUGAGGAUGGAUCAGAACUUCCAGGGCCUCAGGGAACUGGGGUCAGAACAGCCUAUGGAGGAGGGUCAAGGGGCCUUGGGCCUAGGAGUACAGGACCAGGGGGUGAGGCGGGCUUUAGAGAGAGUUCAGGGGACCUCCAAGGAAUGGGAUCAGCAGAUGGGCCGGGUUGUAGGAAGGGUAUUGGGAGUUCGGGGGAAAUGGGGUCAGUGGAUAAGGAAGGUUACAGGGAAGAUUUGGGGACUCCUGAGAAUAUGGGUUCGGGGAGCAAGGCUGCUUAUAGGGAUGGUGUAGGGGGUUCUGGGGCAAUGGGGUCAAUGGAUGAAGCAGAUUAUAGGAAAGAUUUAGGGGCUCCUGAAGGAAUAAGUUCAGGGAGCAAGGCAGAUUAUAGGGGUGGUUUAAAGGGUUCCAGGGAAGUGGGGCCAAUGGAUGAAGCAGAUUAUAGGAAAGAUUUGGGGGUUCCUGAGGGAAUGGGUGCAGAUUAUAGGGGUGGCUUAAGGGGUCCUGGGGAGAUGGGGUCAGUGGAUGAACCAGGUCAUAGGAAUGGGACUGGAGGUUAUGGGGAAAUGGGGUCGGGUUAUAGGGAGGAUGUGGGGGCUCCUGAGGGAAUGGGCACAGGGAGCAAGGCAGGUUAUAGCGAUGGCUUAAGGGGUUCUGGAGAAAUGAGGUCAAUGGAUGAGGCAGGUUAUAGGAAAAAUUUGGGAGCUCCUGAGGGAAUGGAUUCAGGGAGCAAGGCACGUUACAGGGGUGGUUUAAGGGGUUCUGGGAAAAUGGGGUUAAUUGAUGAGGCAGGCUCUAGGAAAGAUUUGGGGGUUUCUGAGGGAGUGGGUUCAGGGAGUAAGGCAGGUUUUNGGGAUGGUUUAGGGGGUUCUGGGGAAAUGGGGUCAGUGGAUGAGGCAGGCUACAGGAAGGAUUUGGGGGCUCCUAAGGGAAUGGGUUCAGGGAGUUAUACAGAUUACAGGAAUGGUUUAGGCGGUUCUGGAAAAAUUAGUUCAGGAGGUGAGGCAGGUUAUAAGAAUGUUUUAGGGGGUUCUGGGAGGAUCCCAUUAGGGAGUGAGGCAGGUUCUAGGGGUAGUUUGGAGGAUUCUGGGUACAUUUUGUCAAGCAGUGAGGCAGGUUGUGGGCAAGGCUUUGGGGGAACUGGUGGCAUGGGGUCAGGGAGUGAGGUCAGUUAUAGGGGAGGCUCAGGAGGAUCUGGGGAAAUGGGGCCAGAGGGUGAGAUGCGUUAUGGAGAUGGUUCAGGGAGGCUUGGAGUACCAGGCUCACUAGCUGGAAUAGGACCUGAGGCUGGACCCAGAGGCCACAAAGCCAUGGGGCACAGGUCAGGAUAUUGGGUAGCAUCAGAGGGUGGCACGAGCUGCAAGGAUGGUCCAGAGCGAGCCAGGGAAACAGGGCUUGUGGAUGGGGCAGGACCUGGGGUGGAACCUGGGAUGGCUGGAAUGCUGGGCACUGCAGGUGGCAUGGCACAGAGAGACAGCCCCAGGGGCCCAAGGGUGCUGGGGUCUCAGGGAGGGCCACAGACUCUUUCAGAUGAGAGAGGCUCCACCAAAGAUCUUGGGAGCUAUGGAACCUCAGGGAUCCCUGAGGCCUUGGAGGCUGCUGGUGCCAAGGGAAAACCAGAUGUCAAAGAAUGGCAAGAUAGUUCUGGGACUCCAGGGUCUUCUAGGGACAGAGGGGCUCCCAGGGCAAAGGAUAGGUCUCCAGACCAAGCAGGGAUUAUGGGGUCUUCUGGGUUUCUUGAUGGCAAGGGGGCAGUAGAAGGUGAAACCUGGGCAGGAAUGGCUGCUCUGGGGUCUGGACAUGAACAGGACAUCUGGAAAGCAGGCCCAGGAAUGACAGACAGGGGUAGAGUUGCUGGCCAGGGGAGAUUGGCAUCUCAGGGAGGCGGGGACUCACUUUUGGGAGGCAGAAGGAUAGGCUCAAGGAGCUCAGCGGGGACAGGCCAGGAUCUGGACAGCAGCUCUAUGCCUGGGGAAAGGGGCAAGUCAACAUCAGGGCCUGCUGAUGGACUAGGAAUGAGCAAUGCCUGGGCUCCUGACUGGGAAAACCAGGGGUUUAGCCGAGGCAGCAUAGGUGCUGGGAAGCAGCCCGCAGGCUCCAGAGCUUCCGGUUCUCUGCAGGAAAAAGAUGCCGCUUUUGGUGGGAUCCAUGAAGGGCCAGGGGGCUUUAAGGGCAGGGAGGGUACACCAGGCCAAGAGGUGGCUGGUGGAUGCCGAAGCCCAUGGUCCCUGGAUAGCAAAGGUUCAAGUCGUGGAAGGGGCAGUUCUGGUGGUGCAGAGGACUCAGGUAUCCUGGGCAAGGGGAAUUCUACUGAGUGGGGGAAUGCUGUCAUCCCAAAACCUGGGGAGUCAGGACCUCAGGGAGCCUGGAAUGGCUUAGAUGGUCCCUUUGGCAGAAGAGCCUCUGGAGAUAGGUCAGGUGGGGCCCAGGACCUGAGCUCUCAGCUAGGCAAGGGACAGAGAGGAGGAAAGAGGUCCCUCGGGGAGCAGGGGUCCCUGGAGGCUGAGGAUGGUGAGGUCCAGGAUCCUGGGGCCCUAAAGGAGGAUGAGGUACAGGGAGUGGAAGAGGCUGGGAGGUCAGGCAGGAGGCCUGGCUCACUUAGGAGCAGGUCUCAGGCACAGUCAGGGGCUGAGGUGGGAGGAGGAAAGAGAAGGGGAGCGGAUGAGGCUGGAAGCAUGGGAUGGCAGUCUAUGGGGGAGAACCGGGGGUGCCUGGAGGAGAUGCUGAGUGAAGAUCAGAGCCGGGAGCCCCCCAGUCACCUUGGUAGCAGGAGAGGUGGCAAAGAUGGCAGGUUGGACAUCUAUGGAGAGAGGAGAGAUGCUACCCAGAGUUCCACAUCCAGAUAUAAGCCUGGCACUGGCAGUUUCUCCAAGGAGGCCCGAGGCCACUUCUCCCAGGGCCUGGCUGACAUGAAGGUGCAGCAGGGGGAGGCUGCCACACUCUCCUGUAUCCUCACCAGUGACCUGGGACCCGGCACCUGGUUUAAGGAUGGCGUCAAGCUCACCGCCCAGGAUGGAGUCAUCUUUAAGCAAGAUGGUCUCGUGCACAGCCUCUUCAUCGCGCGCGUGCAGGGGACCCAAGCCGGGAGGUACACCUUUGUAGCUGGUGACCAGCAGAGCGAGGCCACUCUGACCGUCCAGGAUUCCCCUACCAUUGCUCCAGAUGUGACAGAGAAACUGAGAGAGCCACUGGUGGUCAAGGCUGGGAAGCCGGUGACAGUGAAGAUCCCCUUCCAGAGCCACCUCCCCGUUCAGGCUGCCUGGAGAAAGGACGGGGCCAAGGUGGUGGGCAGUGGUGACAAGGAGGCCCAGGUGGACCUGGGGGACGGCUACACGCGGCUGUGCCUCCCCAGCACAGGCAGGAAGGACAGUGGCCAGUACAGUGUGACGCUGAGGAGUGAGGGAGGCUCUGUGCAGGCCGAGCUCACCCUGAAAGUCAUAGACAAGCCUGAUCCCCCACAAGGCCCCAUGGAGGUUCAGGAUUGCCAGAGGGCUGGGGUCUGCCUCUGCUGGCGGCCCCCAAGGGAUGAUGGGGGCCAGCCUGUAGAGUGCUACGUGGUGGAGAGACGGCAGGCUGGCAGGAGCACUUGGCUGAAGGUGGGCGAGGCCCCCGCUGACAGCACCACCUUCACGGAUGCCCAUGUGGAGCCAGGCAGGAAGUAUGCCUUCCGAGUGCGGGCUGUGACCUCGGAGGGGGCUGGCGAGGCCCUGGAGUCCGAGGAGAUAUUGGUGGCUCCUGAGGCUCUCCCCAAGGCCCCUUCCGCGCCAGCCAUCCUGUCAGCCUCCAGCCAGGGCAUCACGCUGACAUGGACGGCACCUAGGGGCCCUGGCAGCGCCCACAUCCUGGGCUACCUGAUCGAGAGGCGUAAGAAGGGGAGCAACACCUGGACAGCAGUGAACGACCAGCCAGUGCCUGAGAGGAGGUGGACGGUGGCAGACCUGCGGCAGGGCUGUCAGUACGAGUUCCGGGUCACAGCUGUGGCUCCCUCAGGCCCUGGAGAGCCUGGACCCCCAUCAGAUGCCGUCUUUGCUCGGGACCCCAUGAGACCUCCUGAGCCGGUGAGGAAUCUCCAAGUCACAGACACAUCGAACACCAGCAUCACUCUGAGCUGGGCUGGGCCAGACACCAAGGACGGGGACGAAGCCCAGGGGUAUGUGGUGGAGCUGUGUGGCUCAGACAGUCUCCAGUGGCUCCCGUGCCAUGCGGGCACCGUGCCAGUCACCACUUACACGGCCAAGGGCCUUCGGCCUGGAGAGGGCUACUUUGUGCGGGUGACAGCAGUUAAUGAAGGAGGUCAGAGCCAGCCCACUGCCCUGGACACAUUAGUGCAAGCCAUGCCUGUUACUGUCUGUCCUAAGUUCCUUGUGGACUCCAGCACCAAGGACUUGCUGACGGUCAAGGUCGGGGACACUGUUCGUGUGCCCAUCUCCUUUGAAGCCGUGCCCAUGCCUGAGGUGACCUGGCUGAAGGACGGCUUGCCCUUGCCCAAAAGAAGUGUGACCGUCACAAAGGAUGGCCUCACCCAGCUUCUGAUCCCUGUGGCUGGCCUCUCAGACAGUGGUCUCUACACUGUAGUGCUGAGGACCCUGCAGGGGAAGGAGGUUGCCCACAGCUUCCGUAUCAGGGUGGCAGUAUGUCCGCAGGCACCUGGGCCCAUCCACCUGCAGGAGAACGUGCCUGGGACGGUGACGGCUGAGUGGGAGCCCUCUCCGGACGAGGCCCGGGGUGUCCCGCUACACUAUACAGUGUUCACACGCUCCUCGGCACAUGGCCCCUGGCGCGAGGCAGCCGACCGCAUCCACACCAACCGCUUCACCCUCCUGGGCAUCCUCCCUGGCCACGAGUACCACUUCAGGGUGGUGGCCAAGAAUGAGCUGGGGGCCAGCAAACCCUCGUACACCAGCCAGCCCUGGUGCAUCCCCCGGCAGCGCGACAGGUUCACAGUGAAGGCUCAGCGCUACCGGGAGCCCGACCUGAGCCAGAAGCCCCGGUUCCUGGUGGGCCUGCGGUCCCAUCUCCUGCCCCAAGGCUGCGAGUGCUGCAUGAGCUGCGCCGUGCAGGGCUCGCCCCGGCCCCACGUCACCUGGUUCAAGAACGACCGCAGCCUGGAAGGAAACCCCGCAGUGCACAGCACUGACCUGAUGGGCGUGUGCUCCCUCACCAUCCCCAGCGUAUCCCUGAAGGACAGCGGCGAGUACAAGGCUGUGGCCGAGAACACGCUGGGCCAGGCAGUCAGUACUGCCACCCUCAUUGUCAUAGAACCCAGCGCCUAGCCUCACCUCACCCUGGGAUGGUCCUGGACCCUUGAAGCUUCACUUCUGACACCUGCACUGGCCUGGGAGGCCAAUCCCAAGGAUGGAGGCUGUGCCCAGAGCCCCAGGAAGACAAGAGUGAGAAGACUCCUGGUGAGGUUUUGGCCAGGAGGACAUGAAGUCCUUGGGGAAGAAAAACAAGGGAGGAGGCCAUUCUGCCUCCUGGCUCCAAGCUAAGUCACUCAACGGAAUGACAGUGAACCUCCUGGACCCUCAUCAUAUGGGUUUCUUUCUUCUUCGCUUCAGGAGAUCCAGAGGGCACCUGCCUGCAGGAUGGGCCAGCUCCUUAUUUUCCUGGGCUGAGCCCCUUGGAGGGAGGGUGGGCACAGCUGGGCCUGCUGUGACCACAGGGAGGGAAGAGGAGAGGAGGUCAGAGGACCUGGGUGAGGACAAGGGCAUCAAGGGUGUGUGUGUGGUGG
Messenger RNA from Cercocebus atys (sooty mangabey), 9470 nucleotides. It is a transcript of the gene IGFN1, whose product is annotated as immunoglobulin-like and fibronectin type III domain containing 1. The record is from RefSeq and is a predicted model, not a curated record. The transcript has 25 exons. Gene Ontology annotation, molecular function: protein binding. Lineage: Eukaryota; Metazoa; Chordata; Mammalia; Primates; Cercopithecidae. Bases 124 to 9012 code for a protein of 2962 amino acids.